UCGUCGUGAACGGGAUGGUAAGCCCGUGUGGAUGAGUGGUCCUCCAGUAUGCUGCUACCAUGACUGACGUCUCAGAUGGCGAGGGCCUCUUGGUUUGCAGAACGCUUUCUGUUGAGAUCGACCAUCUCGCUUCCGGUUCCUAGACUUGCUGCUUCCACAAAUUACAGCACACUUCCCUCAAACAGAAAUGGAGCCCAACCUCAGCAGUUGGACCCUGAGCUGGAAGAAAUCCUGGUGCCAAGGAAGAUGUCGAUCUCCCCCCUUGAAAGCUGGCUGACGGUCCAGUAUGUCCUCCCUAAAGGUGGAGGUGCUGUCAAUGUUUGUGAGAAGCUAGGCUAUGAACCCAACCAUCAGUAUGACCUCCCCCCAUCUUCCUGGGAUGCAGAGGGUGAGGAUGACAGCGAGGAGGGAGGAGGCGAGCUGAACCGGGGCAAAAUGGAAUGCAAGAACAUUUUGAAGAUCCAGAGAAGGAAGAUGAACAGACACAAGUACAGGAAGCUGGUGAAGCGGACAAUGUUUUUGCGGAAGAAGGUCAUAGAAGGUCAGUGCUGGAGGAAACAAAAAAGGUUUGAACGAGAUCUGGAACGCGUCUGGAGGAGAGCCGGACUGAGGAAGGCUCCUGAGGGAUGGACAACAUCUCAAGAUGGACAACAUCUCAUAUAUCUCAAGAAGUCCGAUUGA
Messenger RNA from Podarcis raffonei (Aeolian wall lizard), 681 nucleotides. RefSeq names its product aurora kinase A-interacting protein-like. Lineage: Eukaryota; Metazoa; Chordata; Lepidosauria; Squamata; Lacertidae. The record is from RefSeq and is a predicted model, not a curated record. The transcript has a single exon. The coding region runs from base 76 to 681 and encodes 201 amino acids. Gene Ontology annotation, biological process: mRNA processing. Gene Ontology annotation, cellular component: mitochondrion.